This is a messenger RNA of Pecten maximus, 3258 nucleotides long. Its product is annotated as somatostatin receptor type 2-like. The coding region runs from base 397 to 1431 and encodes 344 amino acids. Gene Ontology annotation, molecular function: G protein-coupled receptor activity. The transcript has a single exon. The record is from RefSeq and is a predicted model, not a curated record. Gene Ontology annotation, cellular component: plasma membrane. Gene Ontology annotation, biological process: G protein-coupled receptor signaling pathway. Lineage: Eukaryota; Metazoa; Mollusca; Bivalvia; Pectinida; Pectinidae.
AAUGGGGAAAACUGUGAAAAACUAUCGCAUUAUAAUAUGGACUGUGGCAAAGGAUUGACGUGCUACCAGAUGUAAUGAAAAGCUAUCCAAUCAGAAUACGUUCUUAAAAGUGAAUGCAGACUAUAUAUUUCACAACUCGACUAAGCAGUUUCUGAUUGAAAUUAUUUUCUGAUCGUAUGUGCCCAGCUUUUCUUAGGAUUGGCAUCAGCAUACAAGGACUCACAAACUACGAGAGAGUGAGAAAGGAGGAGAUCAAUUCAGCUGAAGGGCAAAAUCUGAUGUAUACAUUUCUAUACUUUCACAAAAAGAAGUAAUAUAAGUGAUUUUAGGACGAUUUAUAUACCAAGGAACAUUUUAGAAAAAAAACCUUCAUCAAUUGUGACUUUUAAUACUACAAUGGAUGCAAACUUCUACAACAAUUCCUCGCAGACAACUGCGAAAGAUUACUUCUCCCUGGAAGAUUCCGACUCGCUCGUGCUUUACCAGUUAGCUCGCGUGAUGACCAUAUAUGUGCAACCCGUGAUCUGCAUUGCGGGCUUAGCUGGCAAUAUCAUAUCAUUGCUUGUUUUUCUGUCAAAAGACUUGAGGAAAACCUCAUCAAACAUCUACCUUGGUGGACUGUCGGCCUGUGGUUCUCUCUUCCUCAUUGCCCUGUUCCUAGUCUGGCUGGAAGUAACCGGUUUCAGACUGGUACACGAGCCGAUCUGGUGUCAGAGUAUUGUUUUCGUGACUUACGUUUGCAGUUUCCUGACCGUGUGGUUUGUUGUUUGCAUCACAGUGGAGAAUUAUAUAUUUACAUUCCAUUUAAAAAAAGCAACAUACUUCUGUACUGUUUCUAAAGCAAAGGUUAUUGUAUUUACGGUGACAAUAAUUGGAAUUGCUAUCUAUCUGUUUGUUAUGUGGGCCUCUGGAGUAGUGAUUGUCAAAGGACACAAUAUAUGUACAGAGUCGGCGUCUCAUCCCCGAAUCACCGAAAUCUUCACUUACAUCGAUACAGUGGUGGUCCUGGUGCUUCCAUCUGUCAUAUUGGUUUUGUUGAUCGGCGCUAUUCUCAUCAAACAUGUAUGGAUAACACGGUCGGAUAUACGGACACGUCUGUCGAAAAAGGAAAAAUCAUUAGUGAAGAUAACGAGGGUACUGCUUGCUAUAGGAAUUAAUUACGUUGUACUAAGCGCACCUUCAUACAUCAACAAAGUCCGCUUUAUCAUAAUGACAGCUUUCACGGACAUCCGCCCCACUAUUACGGACCGGUCACUGAAUCAAAUAUUUCAGAUCAUAUUCUAUAUGACGUUUUGUGUGAACUUUCUAUUCUACAUCCUGUGGAGUGUCAAUUUCAGACGAGGUCUCAAGAAGUUGUUUUCUAUCAACAAAUGUCAUCACGAAACAAAAUUUGAAAAUGGUCGACAGCGCAUACUUCAUGAUUUGACCUGACAUUCCUUUGUCAACAUUCCCUAUACAUCCGGUGAAAUGUAUUUUUCAAUUUUGUCAUGAAAACAUUACGUACCGUAUUGACAAAUUACCAACGAAAGCUUGUGGGGGAAAGGGGGGCAAAUUUUGUCGUCAUAGAUGACGGUGAAUACCGAGGUCCGGUGUUUGUCUGUUACCAUGGUGAUCUGUUCGGUAUUUCAGGUGAAAAAUGUCAUUGUAUUAUGCCUUAAACAUAUUUGUUUUUGUUUUAAAACUUGCUGUUCGCAUCUGUUGGUAAAAUGCUAUUUGAUAUUUAUUCCUAUGUUGAACAGUAAUUUUAAUCGUAGUAUGCUUUACAUCAAAUGGUGCAUUGUGGCAUAGCAGUGCAGUCUUUUGUUGUCAACUUGUCUUCAACGAAAUUUCUAUUUUAGCAAUACAUUGCCAUAAACAUGCGAAUGUUAAUUCGCAUGUGCAAGGCCAGCACCGAUCUUUUUAUCCAUUAAUCAAAAGAUUUACAUAACCCAUUUCCUUCCUCAUGCUCUCGAAGAAAAUAGCGUAUAAUGCAAAUGUAAGAUCCUCGUUAUUUCAGCAACGGGUACGGCUUUUAUUGCUUUUUAUCCCCUCGAGUUGCCGCGUUUGACCAUAUUACCUGUUGCCACAUCCUGGUAGUAUAUCGGUGUCCAUUUCAUUUUAUAGUUCGUUCUAUUACUUAAAUACCCUUGCCACCCUUUGACAAAUUACAGGAUUCAUCUGUUCAGACUCACCUGUAAAACUGUAAUAUCAUGCAGGAUUAUUUAUCUUGUACUCUUUUAAUUUUCAAUAUUUAUGGUAGAGUGUUGUGUCCUUUGGACAUGCUACCCUUACUGCUCUAUAUAAAGUUAUAAUACCCUCGAAAGUUAAUAAGGGGGAAGGGCAUGCUCAGAUCACCUUGUCCGUUCGUCUAUUGGUCCGUUUGUAGAAAGAGAAAAUGUACGAACAACUAUCAUAUGUGAACCAAUAUCAAUGAAACUACAUGGACAGUUUAGGGACUUCAUAUAAAUGUGCAUGUACUUGAUGUUUGUGGAAAAUUACGCGCCAUGGUUACCUAGUCGCUGGUUUUGGUUUAAAGGACCAUGGCUCAUGCAGUCCUUAGAUCAAUUUUGUUCAAAUGGUCAAAUGGUGUAAGGGUCGGUGAAGUGGAAACAGUGUACUGCAAUGAUAUUCACCUUACAAAUGAUUAAGUCAUCAUUUUUACUAUGAUUUUAACAGGAUACCUCAAUUGAUUUCCAUAGGUUUAUUUAGUUGACCCUCAAUCAAUUGCUGAUACAAUAUCAUAUACAUAUAACGGGUGGAUAUUGUUUUUGAUAAAUAUCGGGAUUUUAGUUAGCCAUCGGCUUAUUCCUGAAGGCAACUGUAUUGAUAACAAAACAAUACAUAACACGCCCGUCCGAGAUUUGUAUACUUACUAAAUAGAUGAUGCUGAUUAUGUUAAAUUGGACAGCCGUGCCUACCGUUUAAUUGCAAACCGGAUAUUCAUUAAGGUAACAUAAGAAUCAAACUAUAAUUUUACCACUUACAUGUUCUCAACUAAGGAAUCCUCGCAAAGCCAUGUUUUCCACCAUAUGACAAAAUCAAAUAAAAAAGGUCAGUUAGAUACUGCAUAAUAUAUAAUAUUAUGUGUUGGAUUAUUUCUGGGUUAUACAGAGUCUAAUGUAGAUUUUACGGAAUGGAAAGCUUACGGAUUAGACAUUACAAUAUUGUUCAUUGUUAAAUUAAGCUAUUUGCUUAAUCUUGCUUAUUUCUGGUUGUUUACUUUAGUGGGUCUUGUUUGUUUUUGCCUUGUUUGUUUGUAAUAAAAUAUUUACGAGUCUC